AUGUUUUCGAAAAUCAAGCGAGUUGCUACUGCAGCAGCAAGAAGGGUGGCUGCACGCAUGCGUUCGGCCGCGGAAAGUGCCUCUCGCACCUCAGCAGCAGGCAAUUCGUCGCCUGUUGUUGUAAAUUCUCCACGUCGUGAGUCACCACGUGCGGCAGGUACAUCCGUUGCGUCUGCAGCGGGUACCUCGGGUCGUAAUCGAGACGAGUCUGAGAUAGAGCUCAUCUAUUCUGGCGAGUCGGAUGAUGCAUCCUACUUGAAGGAGACUCCUCACGUCUCCGGACUCACCCGGGGCGGACACUGCAAAAGUUAG
Peronospora matthiolae is the source of this 312-nucleotide messenger RNA. NCBI's taxonomy places the organism in Eukaryota, Oomycota, Peronosporomycetes, Peronosporales, Peronosporaceae. The record is from the annotation of a GenBank genome assembly.